Messenger RNA from Lottia gigantea (owl limpet), 291 nucleotides. RefSeq lists its product as hypothetical. Gene Ontology annotation, molecular function: calcium ion binding. The record is from RefSeq and is a predicted model, not a curated record. The transcript is spliced from 2 exons. The annotation marks the transcript as partial. NCBI's taxonomy places the organism in Eukaryota, Metazoa, Mollusca, Gastropoda, Lottiidae.
UGUAAUGAUAAUGUUGAUGAAUGUUCUGCAUCAGAUAAAAAUGACUGUGCGAGUAACACAGAUUGUAAAGAUACAGAUGGCUCUUUUAUUUAUGGUACAUGUACUUGUAAAGAUGGUUGGGCUGGAGCCACGUGUAAUGAUAAUGUAGACGAAUGUCAGCAGACCACCACCUGUAAUUCUGUACCAAACUCUAAAUGUGAAGACCUUCAAGGAUCAUUCAACUGUAAAUGUAAUGCUGGUUAUGUAAAAGUAAAUGAUAAAUGUGAAGGUAGGUUAUAUUUUAGAUCUUAA